Molecule: messenger RNA, 4911 nt
Organism: Musca domestica (house fly)
Lineage: Eukaryota; Metazoa; Arthropoda; Insecta; Diptera; Muscidae
Product: serine/arginine repetitive matrix protein 2
Exons: 6
Coding region: 34-3237 (1067 amino acids)
Molecular function (GO): RNA binding
Source: RefSeq, a predicted model, not a curated record
GAUUGUUUGCCACCUUUAGCCAGCAUUAUCAAAAUGUCUGACUUAAAUGAUGACCUAUUAAAUUAUGAAAUAGGAGAUGUUAUAGAUGAUCAAGUUUUGUAUGGUGCCGAUGAGGACGAGCUAUUGCUUUCAGAUGAAGAUCUUGAAAAGGACGUUUCAAAGGAGGAAAAACAAAAAAUAAAAUCUGAAGCCGAAGAAUGGGUCAAAUCUCAAAUUAAAGAUAAGAAUAAGAAGACAUUAGAAAGUGCGGAUGAAAAUAAUGCCGUUGGAGCUAAACUAAAAGAAUCUCCCCAAUUACAAACGGCUGUCACAAAUAAGAAACAAGGGCAGAGCAAUGCCGAAAUUGAUACAGCGCUAGCCCAAAAAUGUGAACAUGAAGAUGUCACGGCGUGCAAUGAAAACAUACCGACCACAUCUGUACCCAAUGAUACCUUGCUUACCGCAGAGGUAUCGUCAAGCUCAAACAAGGAAUUGGAUGUGGAGCAAUCAUCGACGGUGUCGAACUCAACCACAUGCGGCUUGGCAAAUGACUCGAGUGCUUCAUCAGCCAUACCAAGUUCCCAAGAAAGUGCUAGUGUUACCUUGAGCCAUGGUGAUAUUUCUGAUCCGCGUGAAGACUUCGAGGAAGAACGCGAAGAGCGAACCAAUAUUAAGACGACGAAUGAAAGAGAAACAUUUGAGCAAAGCAAUGAACAGUCACCAGAAAAAUCCAUGAGUCGCUAUGUUCCUCAUCAGAAACGAAAUGGUGCCCCACUGAUUCGAGGUCAUCCUAUGCGAGGUCCCUCUCCCCUAUUUCCCCGCCCUCCCCUGCGAUUCCCCCACCAUGGUAAUAUAUCCUUGCUGUCACCAGCACACUUCUCGCCUUUGGGCAACUUAGCAACAGUUACGUUAACACACGCUACCACGAAUCCUCUUAUUCCAGGUCAACAAUUCUUAGCUCCACAGCAAACCAAUCCUAAUCCCUUUGGCUCACAACCCCCUCCCAAUACAAUGCACAAUCCCACUCAUGGUCCCUUACCCCCCAACCUAGAUCACAACAAUCCCCAUCAACGACCUCGUCAUCCAUUUGGCUUCCGACCGGGGCCAAUGGGAGGUUUUCGACAUCCUAACCCCGGUGGCAUGUAUGCGCAAGCACCAAAUGAGUACAAUCCUAAUCAAGGCCCUGCAGCCUUCAACCAUCCAUAUGGCGCACCAAGAAACUUGUUUCGACCAGAUGGUCCAAUCGGUAAUGCCCCGCCAGGUAUGCGACCGGGGAUGCGAAUGCAAAGACCACCAUUACAAGCACUACCGCCUCACGCUAUGGCCGGACAAGUUAGUUUUAUGAAUGCUUCUUCAUUGCAAAUACGGCCACAAGCGGUGCCCGGGCCACAACCUCAACCUGGAACUAACCAAUCGGCAGUUGCAGGGAGCAAUCCACAACCUGUGCCGCAAAUUCCUGCACAGCCAGCCCCAGCAUCGGCGAUAGCUCCAAGGAAGGUUUUAAUAAAUCCCAACUUUAAGGGAGGUGUUGAAGCAGCCACAAGUAAAUUUAUACAGGAGACUCAGUAUAUGGGAAUAAAUAGUGGUGGACAGGUUCCGCGCAUACAAAGCGACGAGGAGUUGCUGCGUCAGCAAGAAGAGUUCAUUAAUAAAAAUCGGGAGCAUAUUGAAAAACGACGCCAUGCUAGAGAAACUUCACCGACCCGACGUUCGCGCACCCGGUCGCCACGGAGUCGCUCAAGGACUAGAUCACGCAGCAUGUCUCGGGAACGAAGUUAUACUCCACCAAAACGCCAUCCGAAUGGGGGCCCAAACAACAAUCGAAAUGAUCGUUUCGAUCGUGAGCGAGAUCGUGACAGGGAACGUGAAAGAGACCGAGAAAGAGAUCGUGAUCGGUCCGGAAAUAACGAUGGCAACAUGAGACCAGGCCGUGCCGGAAGUCGUGAUAGAGAUGACCGUGAAAGAGACCGUAAUCGUCCAGGACCAGCAUACAAUAAUCGACAAGCAGGCGGGGGCGGUAAUCGUUUCAGACGUGGCAACAGCAGAGAUCGUGAUUAUCAAGGAAGCGGAGGAGGUGGCAACUAUGGCAAACGUCGUCGUAGUAAAUCUCCCUCGCCUGGCAACAGAGCUGGUAAUUUCGGCAAUAACCGGGGACGGUAUAACAAUGAUCGUGAUAAAGCGGAGGUUGAUGAGGAUGAGGAGACCCGUGCUUACCGUUUGCAAAUUGAAAAACAGAAGGCGCUAAGAGAGCAAAUAAUGCGAGACAAAGAAAUGAAACGUCGUCGUGCAGCUGAAGAAAAACAAUACGAGGAAAAACGUGGCAAUUCAUCUCAUCCUCAUAAGGACGAUCAAACACAACAACAGCCACAAUCACAGACACAACAGCAGCAGCAGCCACCCCAAAAAUUUAAGGAAGUUGUGCCAGAACGUAAAAUAAUUUCUUUGAAAAAACGUCCACAAACGCAGUCCACAGACGGUUUUGAUGAACACGCGAAUACGCAAAGAAAAACUAUACCUACGGCAAAAAUAUUGCCCGAAGCCAAGAAAACUUUGACCGACCAUUUAGCUAACAAUGUAUCGUCGGGUUCGGCCAGAGAACAUUCAAGUAGUCUCGCAAAUAACACGGCUGUCAUAAAGCCAGUCCUCAUUAAAGAUACAUCGUCCUCGUCGUCUUCGUCGGCAACCGUUGCAGCUAUCAGGCCGCAACCACAAAAUCACCAUCAACCUCCAAGGCGUUUAUCCUCACGCUGUGAAGACGAAGUGCAAUUGGACUACGAUGAGGAUGAUCUCUUGCUUGACGAGGAUGAUUUAUUAGCUUCGGAGCCGGAAGCAUCGCCGCCUAGAGAUGCGUUGAGCAAAAGAAGAGACAUCUCACGCACACCAUCACCUGAGCCAGCUGCCAAAGCAUUGUCUAGAAGGCAUUUCCAAGUGCGCGGCAGCGGUGGCAAUAGUAAUAGUGGUGGUGGCGGUGGAACAUCCAAGCAAAGCUUAAGUUCCUCCAACCGCAGAAUAGUUUUGAAAACUUCAUCCAACACCACGUCGACGUCUUCAUCUACAGGUAACAGAGGCGGCGCUAACAUCUCGGGAAAUGGUAAUGGAAACUCACGCAGAGUCAUUCUUGAUCGUUUGGAUGUGCGCAAUCAUGGUAGCAGUGGCAGUAGGCAGCAAUCGCCGGCACAUGGAGGCGGCGGCGGUGGCGGUGGCUCCAGUGCAGAUUCGAAGCGCAAGCCACAAAGAAUAAUUUUAAAGCAUGACUAAGCGUAAACCUUGCACUAUCUGAUAAUCUUUUUUUCUCUCCAAAUCUCUCUGUUCAUCCCUCUGCUCUUGGGAGCAAUUAGUUUUCGCUUUACUUUCCCAACACUUUUAACAAAUAUUUAUAAACGAAACAUGCUUUAAAUGUAUCAGCCUAUAAACAAUCAAACUCUAUUACAUACAUCAAAUUGUAAAGAAAUUACAAACAAAGUUUUAACGAAAAGUAAAGAAUGGAAGAAGACCGUACUGCUAACAAAGACUUAUGUGUAUUUAGCAAUUUGCAAAUAAAUUGUAAACAGAAAUAAUUCGUUACUUAAGCAGACAGAUUUUUCACAAACACACACACACAUAUAUAUAUAUAUUAUAUAAUUUGUAUGUCGUAAUAUUGAAUGAAUGAAUGAAUGCCAAGUUGAAAGAUGUAUGUAUGAGUAAGCCAAUGAAAUUUCUUAGAACACACAAUUAAAUUUGUUUGUUAAAUAUGAAAGGCAUAGCAUUUAGACAUUUGAGCCGCUUAGGAAAACAUGGAAAGCUCAUUUCCAAAACAUGCAAAAAUCUAUUAGAUAUGCCAUUUUUAAAAAUUUUGCUUAAAUAAAUUGAAAAGUUUAGUAGAUCUAUGUACGGGAACAGACACACACACACACAUACACAAAAUGUUUUUCAAAGGCAUAUAUAUUAAGCCAUGCCGCUUUUCAAGUUCAAAAUCUUUUUCAAUACCUUUACAAUGGCAGUUUUUUUUUUCGAAAUUAUAUUUUCGACCAAUGUCGUCAUGGACAUAUUCCUCGCCUUACACAAUUAAACUUGCAUUCAUGAUAUAAAAACAUAUGAUAGGGAGAAUUAGCAGCUCUCAGAAUUGUUUGUAAUCUUAAUAUAUUUUUUACAUAAGGAUAUAUGUAAUAUUUUUUUAAUGAAUUUAUUUUUAAAAUUAUUGUUUUUCUUUUUUUUAACUUUUACAUGAGAAUGUGUUUUUGUUUUGAUUUUUAUGCCUUUUUUAACUACUUUAUCUUAAGUGUUUUUUCAGCAAAUUUGACAAACUCCUAUCUAUAGCUUUGACCAUAGAGAAACCUUGACCACAAUUGCAAAAAAAAAAAAAAUGAAAUUAUAUUCCUUUGUUUUUUGAAGGCUUUGUAAAAUGUUUACUUGACUUUUGAAUAUUUUCUCUUAAAUUAAGUAUAAAAAAGAUCACAUAUAACUGUAUUAUUGCCAUUUACGAAUAAUCCUAAGACCUUUGCCCUUAGAGUAUAUAUAUAUAUAUAUUAUGUCUUGCUAAUGGACUAGCAAUGCAUUUUGUUUCGCAUAAAAAUUGCUUUUGCCACCUUGUCUGCAAAAGAAUUUCACAAAUGUUUUUUUUCCCCAAAUAAAGGCAAGCCACCAAUAUAUGAUACAUUUUAUUUGAUAUAUUCAAUUUUAAUCUGUUUUGAUUUAUUCUUUUUUUUUUUUAAUUUGAUAGUUGUAAGUUGAUGCAUAUUUUAAGCCAUAAUUUUAGAAUAUGUCUAGAUUUAAGUUAUAGCCGAUAAGUUAAAUUAACCAAUCAUUUUAUUAUUAGACUUAAGGAUUCAUUCAACACAUUCAUCUCCCUUAGCCUGUAAGAAAACCCAAAAGCAUAAAAAGUGAUUGCUUGGCUUCAAACACAAGCACAUAUUAAUUAAACCAACUCAAUAAACAAACCCCCAUGAUCUAAAA